Pyricularia oryzae 70-15 is the source of this 4306-nucleotide messenger RNA. RefSeq lists its product as uncharacterized. The transcript is spliced from 2 exons. Lineage: Eukaryota; Fungi; Ascomycota; Sordariomycetes; Magnaporthales; Pyriculariaceae. The record is from RefSeq and is a predicted model, not a curated record. The coding region runs from base 757 to 3156 and encodes 799 amino acids.
CACACAACGCACACCCCCUUGUAUCCCAUGCCCCUCCAGUAGUAAUAGACUUGAAGAGUAGCACAGGCUGAAAAUAUAAGAUGUGAUGAGUUGCCUCUACUCCAACGUUGUCUAACGUCGUCGACUUGCUCGUUAACCGUCAAGUCAAGCGCCGACGAGGGGUUUUCUCAUAAAAUUUUAAUCAGCUUUGACGCUGGUUUCUCAUUCUUUUUAUUGCUUUCUUUCUGCUUUUACGAGUGUGUGCAAGCCAAAUCAACCAGGGUCGUUUUUUUGUUCAGCAAGCCAAUCUUACGUUGGACUGUAAACGGACGGAUAUCAACUGGCAACCUCCUACCUACCUUCCUCCCUCUACCCCAAGCAAAUUACGGGCAGAUAGGAUAUCAGUACCAAGUACCAUUUGGACCCGGACCCACGGACCCGUUUGCUCCUUCCCCUCGAAGGCGGUUUUUCUACUUCUGCUGCUGGCUCACCACCGACUACGCUCUUUUUUUUCACCUUGACAUCAGGGUUGUCUUUUUUUCCUGCUCUCUUGUUUCCUUCCUCCUGCCCCGCCGGCGGUGAUUUUCUUCUCUUUCGACAACUUCAACUCGACCGCAACUGCAACUGCAACUGCAACCCGCGUAUUUUCCUGCAUUCGAUUCGAAAUCUAUUCCAUCUCAUCACAAUCCGACAUAUCAAAAGAAGCCUACUGGUAGCACUUCAAGCUUUCGCACUUCGUACUGAACGUAUCGAGGUUUUAACAAGGAUCUGCUGUCUAUGGUCAACAUGGGCCUCAAAUCAGUCUUCACCUCGCUCAUUCUGGCCUCUGGCCUUUUGAGCAGCCCGGCUCUUGCGGCCCCGUCUCCUCAGGCGCCCGCUCCUACUCCGGCUGCUCCGGCUGCCGCUGGAGGCUGGUGGCUCGGCAAUCUUCAGCGCCGUGGCGCUGCCGCCUAUGGCGAGCCGGGCUAUCAGGUCUUCCGCAAUGUCCGCGACUUCGGAGCCAAGGGAGACGGAGUCAGCGACGACACGGUUGCCAUCAACACUGCCAUCUCGCAAGGUGGUCGUUGCGGCCAGGGCUGCAACUCUAGCACCACUACACCUGGUCUGGUCUACUUCCCUCCCGGCACUUAUGUCGUCAGCAAGCCCAUCGUCGCCUACUACUACACUCAGAUGAUCGGAGAUGCCCUGAACCCCCCUACACUCAAGGCCGCGGCCAACUUUGAGGGAAUGGCCGUCAUUGACACUGAUCCCUACGAUGAGACUGGCCUUAACUGGUGGGUGAACCAGAACAACUUCUUCCGCUCAACUCGCAACUUUGUCAUCGACCUUACUGGCAUGCCGGCCGACCGUGGUGCGGGCAUCCACUUGCAGGUCGCUCAGACUGCCGGCAUGCAGAACGUCCACUUCAAGAUGCGUACUGAGGAGAACACCAAGCAAAUCGGCAUCUUCAUGGACAAUGGAUCUGGUCUCUUCAUGUCUGACCUCGUCUUUGAGGGCGGCGAGUACGGUGCGUUCUUUGGUAACCAGCAGUUCACUACCCGCAACAUGACCUUCCGCAACUGCAAGACUGCCAUCAUGAUGAACUGGAACUGGGCCUGGACCUUCCAGGACGUCACCAUCGAGAACUGCGGUACUGGCAUCGACAUGUCCAACGGUGACACUUCGCAAACCGUCGGCUCUGUCCUGCUCCUCGACAGCACCAUCAAGAACACCCCCAUCGGCGUCAAGACUGCCUACAACCCAGCCUCCCCGGAGACCAACGGUACCCUCAUCCUCCAGAAUGUUGACAUGACCCAGAAUGUCCCCAUGGCCGUCGCAGAGGGUAAGAGCAAGGCUCAGAUCUUGGCCGGUAACCAGGUCGUCAAGUCUUUUGUGCAGGGACGCAGCUACUCGGACUCCCUUUCUGCCGGCAAAGCUGGCCAGGCUGCCCAAGCUGCUGUCGACCUCCCCGACGUACUCCUCAACAAGGCGACCGGCAAGGUGUUCACCCGCAGCAAGCCUCAGUAUGAGACGGUUCCAGCCGCCAACUUUGUCUCUGUCAAGGCUGCAGGUGCCAAGGGUGACGGAAAGAGCGACGACACUGCCGCAAUCCAAGCCAUCUUUGACAAGGCCACUCCCGAGCAGGUCAUCUUCUUUGACCACGGCGCAUACGUUGUCAGCGACACCAUCAAGGUUCCCAAGAACAUCCGCAUGACUGGAGAGAUCUGGCCCUACAUCAUGGCCACUGGUCCCAAGUUCCAAGAUCAGGCCAACCCCCGUGCUGUCUUCCAAGUCGGUCAGCCUGGCGACGUCGGUGCUGUUGAGAUGAGCGACAUGAUGUUCCAGACUCUUGGUUCUGCGCCCGGUGCAAUCAUGAUCCAGUGGAAUCUCAAGCAGGCUUCUCAGGGUGCUGCUGGCAUGUGGGACGUCCAUGUGCGUAUCGGAGGCUCAAAGGGUACUAAGCUCGAGUAUGACAACUGCAAGAAGCAGCCCAACAAUCCUGGCGCCACCAAAGCCACCAUCGACAACUGCAUGGGCGCCUUCAUGCUUAUGCACGUCACCGAGCAGGCGUCGGUCUACAUGGAGAACAACUGGUUCUGGGUCGCCGAUCACAACCUGGAGCCCUUUGCCAAGACGGACCCUGACCCUUCGCAGCAGAUCAACAUCUUCAACGGCCGCGGUGUCCUGAUUGAGUCCCAGCAGGGCCCCGUUUGGAUGUGGGGAACCUCGAGCGAGCACAACGUCCUCUACAACUACCAAACCGUCAACGCCAGCAAUGUCUACAUGGCUCUCAUCCAAACCGAGACUCCUUACUUCCAAGGUAACCCUGAGGCGAACACACCCUUCAACGUGAAUGCCAACUUCAAGGACCCCGACUUUGCUCAGUCUUGUGCUGGUAAGGGACCUGGCUGCGCUAGGGCUUGGGGUCUGCGGGCUGUCGACUCCAAGGACGUCUUUGUGUACGGUGCCGGACUUUACUCCUUCUUUGAGAACUACGGCCAAUCGUGCCUUGCCACUGCUAGCUGCCAACAGAACAUGCUUUCGCUGGAGCAGUCUCCCAACGUGCGUCUCUUCGGCGUGUCGACCAAGGCGAGCACCAACAUGUUGACCGUCAACGGCAAAUCCAUGGCGCUUGACAAGGACAACCGGAACAACUUCUGCGCCACCCUGGCCCAGUUCUCGUCAAACUUGUCGUAGGCCGACAUUCCUGACGUGGACCGCAACAAGACCGCAAUUAUCCACAAUGGUAACUCGCCCGUGGCAGAUACAGAGCCGGUUUCCACUAUCAACCUUUCGUCCAUGAUCGCUUCGCUUAUGGGCACCAAGACAGCCUCUUCCACGACCUCGGCUCCUACUUCUAUGAGCAUCCCCAUCGUUGUCGUUCCAUCCUUGGGCCUUCCCCCUCUUGUCGCCCCCUCCUUGAGCACCGCUGCACCCGUCAGCAUCAUCUCGACUGAGGCUAGCAUUCGGUCUACCAUUGCUCUCUCCUCCACUUCUGUGUCUGGCACCACCACGAACAUGCCCUUUGAGGCUAUUGCGACUUCUAAUGUUGAAGCUGUGACUCAGCCUGCGGCGAGCACGGUUAUUUCUUCGGUCAUUACCUCGACUCCGGUCAUGAUUUCCACUGUUACUCCCCAAGCCUCGUCGGGUACAACAGUUCUUACGACGUCUACCGACGUCGGUGUUCCUACUGAGGUUGCACCUCAGCCGGUUGCAACUCCGACCGUCUCUUCUGCGGUCAACCUAUCGUUGACCUUGAUUCCUACAGUUCUUCCGACUUUUGCCGACGCUCCUGCUUGUCAGGCUUAGACCGUCAGCUCUAUUUGGUCUUUAUGAAUUUCUUGUGCAUUUUCGAGGUUUAAUCCUUGGCAGUUUGAUAUCCCAGUCUUAGAGGAAGACCGAGACUUGACUUUACUUCUUUUCUUAGUUUCUUCGCUCACAUCACAUCAGAUUGAUGAGCAGGAAACAUAUUUUUGUUUGUGUAAAUAGGUGGUUGAUUGAUCAUGGGAAACACAAGGCGUAUCGGAAGGUCUGUUCAUUCUUGCGGCGGCGACCGCAUUUGACUUUCCCAGACAUUGUUGAGGAGUUUUGCUUCUUUACACAUGCCGGCGACAUGGCGUUUUCAGUCGUCCGAGCAGUUUCUGGUCUCUAAAGAGAUCAUUUUUCACUUCUUUUACCUUGAUAGGGAACAAUAGGGACAGAUCACAUUUCUGGCAUGAUUUGUGCAUCGCAUGAAGUUAGAAACCGAGAAUAUGGGUCAAUAACAUGUCAUUGCCUCAAGGCAGACAUGGGGCCUGGAAUGUGUAGUAGAGAUAUACAGACCAGAAUUGACAAACUUCUUCUCUCA